AUGUCGGGGGAGAGCAGUGCUCCUGAAGCCAUAAAAAGAGCACAAGAAGUAGAUAGUAUUCUACAGAAAGGUGGAUUUGUUUUAUCAAAAUGGUCAUCCAAUUCUGCUGAAUUUUUGAAAUCUAUCGAACCAAACAAACGUACAUCUCGAGCACAGUUGGAUUUAAAAUUGGAUGGAAAUGUACAAGCCCUAGGUUUGAUCUGGAACCUGGGCACAGAUCAGUUUCAGUACAAAGUUAACUUACCAGCAAGGUCAAGCAGUAUUACAAAGAGAGGCAUACUAUCUGAUAUUCAAAGACUUUUUGACCCACUGGGAUGGAUCGCCCCUAGCUUAAUUUUGGCUAAGAUACUCAUACAAAGGCUAUGGCUAGAACCGAUUGGCUGGGAUGACGAGAUUAACCAAUCGCUGUUACACGAUUGGCUGACAAUUAGAGAAGACUUUGAACAUGUAAAAGAGAUAGGUAUUCCAAGAUGGCUAAACACAGUAAGCACACAGAUGGAAAACAUCGAGGUUCAUGGUUUCAGCGAUGCUUCCAUGAAAGCCUAUGCCGCGGUGGCUUACAUUCGUGUGAAGAGGGAAGAUGGUUCAGUAUUCACCAAUCUAUUAGCUGCCCGUGCUAGAGUGGCACCACUCCGUACCGUGUCUCUACCACGCCUGGAGUUAUGUGGGGCGCUGUUAUUAGCAAGGUUACUUAAGCAAAUAGAAAAUGCAAUGCGUAUACCUACUUCUAACAUCUAUGCAUGGACAGAUUCAUCAAUUGUUCUUGCAUGGCUAUCUGGUGAUCCUCAUAGAUGGAAGACAUUCGUGGCGAACCGGGUCGUAGAAAUUGUAGAAAAUGUAAACACACCGAUGGUUCCAUGUAGCUUCGGAAGAGAAUCCUGCAGACAUCGGGUCGCGAGGCAUGCUGCUGGCGGACUUGAAACAGAAAGAGUUGUGGUGGACAGGGCCUAA
This is a messenger RNA of Bombyx mori (domestic silkworm), 951 nucleotides long. RefSeq lists its product as uncharacterized. The record is from RefSeq and is a predicted model, not a curated record. The transcript has a single exon. Lineage: Eukaryota; Metazoa; Arthropoda; Insecta; Lepidoptera; Bombycidae. The coding region runs from base 1 to 951 and encodes 316 amino acids.